Auanema sp. JU1783 is the source of this 780-nucleotide messenger RNA. The record is from the annotation of a GenBank genome assembly. NCBI's taxonomy places the organism in Eukaryota, Metazoa, Nematoda, Chromadorea, Rhabditida, Rhabditidae.
AUGGGAAAACAAGUUUUAUAUUGGUUCAAAAGUACACUAUAUAAGGUAAAUGGACAUGAACUUCCAAACCUAAAAAUGAAAACCCUUCUUCUUAUCUCCUCUGCGCUCAUCAGCUCUACCUAUGCAGCUGCAUUCAGUAUCACCCAAUUAGCACCAAAUGCGAAUACAAUCUUGGAUAAAGCUCUCGUUCCUGGCCGAGACAUCCGUCAGUGCUCAUGUGAAGAGGAAAAUCGGUGCCGUAAGAAUAUGGAAGAACAAAUGAACCAAUGCUCGGAGCAAUGCUACACCAAAUUCCGUCCUAUUAUUGCUGAUCCAUUCAGACUCAAGCCAUGUCUUCAAACUGUUCAGCCAGUUCUUCACAGUUUCAUUGAUUGCAUGCAGAAAAAUCUCCACUCUUGUGCCCCUGAUCGUAAUGGACCAACCAUUCCAUACCAUGAUAUGCGCCGUAUCUUCCAACUUGGAGAACAAAUGAUGUCUCAACAGAAAGGAAAACUUCUCAGCACAGGUGUCGCUGCGAAAAUGAGACCAGUUUCUGAAACUAUUCUUUCGUAUGGAGAAUGCUUGGAGACAUGCUUUGUUAAUAAGAAUGCCAAUGGAUUCUGUUUUGAUAGCCUCGGGUGUCAACCAAAAAUUACAAAAACCGCUCUUCAAUCAUCUCUUAAGACCUGCGGAAAGGUUUUGAACUGGAAACAUCAUGCUGGUAGCAUGUGCACCUGUGCCGAAGGAGCAGGAGUUCAAGGCCUCCAUGAUAUUUGCCCACUGUUACGUGUAAUGGGAUGA